GUCAAGGUAAACAAACAUGGCGGACAAAACAGGAAUCAACUUGAAUAGAGAAAACUAAAAUGGAAGGUAUAUAGCAUUUUGAUGCAAAAUGAGGCUUGACUUGGAGGUAUUAGCAUCCACUGCCAUCAAACGUAAAAAGCCAUGGCCAAGAACUAUAUGGAUAGGAGAGGAGCAGGAAAGCCUUCUGUUGCUGGAUGCCCCAGGAAAGAGGGUCAGUGUCCUGUAUGUGCCUUCUGGGAAGACAAAGAGACGGCUGCCAAAAGUUUCCCCACUAGCUGAGCAGGCCAUAUGUUUUGCUAGCACUAGAAAUGGUCGAUAUUUAGUGGGCCUGUUGAGCAAUGGUGAGUUGUUCAUUUGGCACAAAGAUAAGGAUGUUGUCAAGUUCAUCCCGGGAUUGGAGAAGAUGGACAAUAACUUGGCUACAGAAAAGUGUCACAUUGAUGCUUCUGAUGACUGUAGCCAUGUGCUUGUUGCUGUUGGCCACCAGUCUUUCUACAUUUGGGCCAUGGAGAGAGGGGAGACAAUUCACAGGGAACAAGUGCCUGCACUGAAGGGAAGUUGGCACAGAGUUACUGUUCCUGCCGGGAUGGAACUGCCAACUGACCAGAAUAGGGAAUGCAGCAUGGCUUCUGUCUUCUAUGAAAGUCUUAGUCUCGGUUACUGUUGUCAGUGUUCCCUGGUGUUCAACGAGGAAGCCAUGUUGUGUGUUGCCACUCUGGUGCUCAAGUUUCCGGACCAUACACUGUCUUUUUCACAUAGUCUGCCCAUCUUCAGUGCUGAAUGGAGUCUACUAGAAUACCCAUUUCCCCAGAUGCACCCAGACUUUGAGCCGGUCCCCACACCAGGGGCUUAUGUAUCUACCUACAGUGGGAGUGGCCAGGUGCUCGCUGUGGCAGCCAAUCAGAGAAGCCCAGCCAAGACGACCAUGCUGUUUGUGUCUCCUCUCACAGACACUGUGCUGGUUGGUGGGAUGAAGAACUGUGGGGUCAGCGACCUCUCCAAGACCGGCAGACAAUACUGGGUAUGUGACCUGGCAUGGACGUCAGAUAACCUGUUCCUGGCCUGUAUGUUGAGGAACGGCAGUGUGUGUCUCAUUCCCAGACUGGGGGAUCCGAUUGCCAUAGAAACAAGGGGCUGCUCUGUUGACAUGGGACCUGCCUUGUUCUUGCCUCUACACCCUGCAAUCAUGGUCAGUGGCAAUGCUCAGAGCCUGGAACCAUCAGCAGCGGAGCAGGACCCUCUCCAGCAGACGUUCUCUGUGGCGACACAUCCCAGCCUUCCCAUAGUGCUCUUCUCUGAUGGCUUCCUGGUUACUGUAGCACAACUUCCUGUUGAAGUCACCGCAGUCACAAUGAUGAGAGGGCUCGUGCUCGAGUCAGCCAAGCACCUGAAAAAGCUCUCACAGCAGGAAGACCUGGACAUGACCGUGGCUGACGCUUACAGGCUGUCUAAAGGUCAGAGAGGAUCAAAACAGAACCUGGCACAAGGCAACAGCAGAGGAAAAAGGAGAAACCAAUAUGAGUUUGAAAUGGCUGAAAUCUCCCUGAACGCCACACAUGACAGUGAUGUCAGCAUUCUGGACACCACAAACAAGAUGGGCUUUGACCAGUUUGGAGCUAUAGGAAACAUGGAGUCUGGCAAGAUUGUGUUUGGAGAGCCCGAGAUGAUAGCUAUAGAUCCUAAUGCUACAUUUACCGGACUAGAGGCAUCAGAAUCACUGCUGAAGUAUCUGGAAGAGUCCAUGUCAGCUCUGACCCAGGUGUGGAAGCUUGGAGCAUCUUAUUCCGACAUUUGGUCAGCAGAGGUGGACAACAUUGUCAAACAGGCUGUACACAACUUCUAUAAAAUCUUCAGUGUGGUGCUAGAUUGCCCGGCUGUGGACGCCAUUAUGCCCAUCCUGACCCCUAGACAAAGCUCUGCCAUCCAGAAUCCAAGGGUUUACAACAUCAUUGUUGCCUACAGGAACAUUCUUCAGCUGUUGAGGUUUGACACCUUUAAUCAACACCUCAUACCUGCAGCUCUCAGGCUUAUUCAUAAAACCAUUCAGCUGAUGUUGACAAGCAAAGAGCUGGAAAAUACAGACCCUAGACUGAAGACAUUAUUUGGCUGCUUUAGUCUUCUCAAGCAUGCAGAAACAAGCCUGAAUCGUAUAUAUGUGUGGGUCCCUUCUGACAGUCAGAAUGGUACUCCAGUAUCUGGUUCGCCACGGAGGUUUGAGCCUGCUGUGAUGAUGAAGGGGAACCAGCAAUCUCCAGGAAGUAGCACUGAUGUCCACGGUGGACGUCUCCAGAACAAGGGACAGUUCCCAGGGAAAAGACUGGCCGCCACCUGGAAGCUUCUUUACAAGCAUGUGAUGGAGCACCAGGCCCACAUUUCCCGUGCAGGGGACUGUAGCGGUGACCUGGUGCACGUGGACAAGCUGCUAGCCUCCAUACAGCAUGUGCUGCAUGAUGGAGAGGGAGAGGUUACACCCAGGUCAGCAGCCACUAAACUAUCAGCAGUUUGGUUGAGACAUGCUUUCCCAUUUGAGUUACUCUCCAAUUCCGACAGUUUCAUGUACUCUGACUCUGAUCUAGACACUUCACAUGAUCCUAAAACAUCAUCACCCAGUCCAAAUUUCACAUCUGACAAAGAGACUACUUCUUCUUUACUGAAAAGUGGGAGUGCAGAUAGCUCCGGAGGUUUCUCUUCUCUUGUGAAAAGGAGAGCUAGCCCUGAUAAUGCAGGGAGUGUUAAACAAGAAAACAAAACCCAUUAUAGGAGUCUUGGUAGAAGUUACAGCAACACUGAAAUACACGGAACUUCAGAAUUUAGUGGUUUUGACAUAAAAUCGUCCACAUUGAAAAUUGGUCAAAGUCCUGUUUCCAUUUUGAAGAAUGGCAAAGAAAUGUCUGUUGCUGUCCAUUCAGCAUCAACUAGUUCCCAAGAAGUAAAUGAUGGUCAAAAUAAAGGUGAUUAUUCCCCUAGCUCAGUAGACCAAAAUUCAACAUUAAAAAUAACUGGACUUUCUUCAUUUUUGCGUUCUGACUCCACAUCAUCCAAUCAAAGCUCUUCUAGGUCACCUAAAAGUGGAGUAGGCUCAAAGUUCAAACUCUUCAAUAAAAUAAAAUCUGCUGUUUCCAAGCAACAAACUGACUCUUCCCUAGAAAAUGGGUCAAAAAGUAGUUUCAUGUUGCAAGUGGGCUCGUAUUCUUCAUCACCCAAAGGAAGUAAUUCCUCUAAUUCUUUUAUGAAUGCCAUAAAAUCUCAGCUGAAAAUAAGGUCAUAUUCAUCCUCACCAAAAGAAAGUAGUUCCAACUCUUCAACUCCUGUCAUUAUGGUUGACAUUACUCAAAAUGAGACCAUGCAAAGUAUUGAUAUCAGAGAAUCUGAGGGGUCAGAUCAGCAUCCUCAAUUUGAUGAACAUGACAAAUCUAAGGAAUCCUUUGAUCCCAGAUCAGAGGGGUUUGAGGUACAUGGGAGUGUAGAAUGGGAUAAAACUCAAUCGGAGAGCUCAAAGUCUCCCAGUAAGAGGAAAUGUAAAGCAAAAGUUAAGGAGUGUGAGAAGUUGAGUGUGGAUGGUGAACAUGACCUUGCCCUGGAAGCCUGGAAGGAGCAGCUCAAAAUGUACGGAGGUAAGAAGGACAACCCGAAGACAGCCCGUAUGUUGCACUCAGUUCUGUACACCUUCCUGCUGCGUGACGAGCUAGCCCAGGCAGUGGACUUUAUCGACGGGAUGAUCCUCCAGGCCAGUGUGGACAUGGCCAUGAGCUCCCGGGAACUGCCCACAUAUGAGGAUGGCUCCAGGCCUCCGCUCAUGACACUGGUCACCCACAGGUCACAGGAUUCUGAGGAGGAAGAGUUAGUUCCCUGUAUCAAGAACAAGUCCAUCAGACAGACUGUGCAGACAAUGGCCCGGUUCAUGGCAGCAUACUUCAGUAACCAGACCAUGUACAUCUACCCACCUCACAGUGCCCAGCCCCUCUCCUCUGUACACCUCAGCUCUGUACCCACCAAGAGCCGGAUCAUCCCGAAGUACCAUGAGGAGAUCACACAGGUUAUCACACGGGAGAACCUAAGCAGUCUCUGGACAACAGAACGCACUGUGGAGUACCUGCUGCUGUCCGGGCUUAUCUGUGAGACAGCGUGGUUUGCUCACAAGAUGGGGGACUGGAAGACCGGCUACCUCCUGUCUGUUUCCCAUACCAGCCACAGGGAGAUUGCCCCGCAACUGUAUAGGAAACCUAAGAAGCCACUGAAGUUAUCAGACAAUCUGUGGCCACACUCCAUCUUGCAGGAGAAACUGGAGAUUCUUAUCAAGUCAAACAGGGCUGACAGUGCUCCAACAGCAUUUGGAAAACACCAUAGCAGAUAUUUCAUCCCAAUCAACCAAGAGACGAACAUCCCUCAGUUAACGCGGACAUUGGGUGAUAUCCUCACAGCUGGCAUAGUGUCCGAUGUAGAGCUUGCACCCUGGCUGCUAACUAGCCUUUUAGAAAAGCUGAAAUCAGUGGUGUCUAACCUCUCCCCACUGGUUCCCGAGGGCUUCUACCUGCCUGCCCCACCCCUGUUCUGCCCCCAGCCUGGGGAGGUCGAGAUGACUGGGGAGCAGCCGGACGUCCAGUAUGAGCAUGAAAUACGUAUGGAGAUGUCCUCCAUCAUCCAGCUGAUCCUGGUGGCCUUAAACUCUGCCAACCUGGCCCUGCCCACUGGACGCUGGUACAUCCAGGACCUCUUCAAGAUGCAAGAGAAGGCCGCCCAGUUUAAGGCCACAACAGAAGGUCCAUGCCUGGAGCUCCCUGAGAUUCUACAGCAGUACAAGAUUUUCCGAUCCGAGCUGGUUGACCUGCGUGAUCUUCCCAGUGUGCACUUUGUCAUGUGCGCUUUUCGAGAUUUCUGCACACUCCUGUGGCUGCUACACGUGAGAGACGAGCUGUCUGUACACCUGAGAAAGCGUGGCAGUCACCUGAAUGAUGAGAAACAGGGUGGGGAGGACACCCCCAUCUCUACGCUAGGCCAUGAAUACAUACAGGAGUGCUUCAAGAUCCUCAAGUGGGCCGUCCAUCUCCUAUCCUUUAGCCACUACAUCGCGGACGAUGGCUGUAUCAGGAAAGUUAUCCUCUCCCUCAUACUGGAGCUGCCCGCCACUGAAGACACCGCAGAUAUUCUUGCCGAGCACUUUUACGCUCCUGAGACAUUCGACCCCGAGGUUCAGGAAAAGUUGGAGAGGCUGGUGUCAACAUGGCAGAGUGUGGAAAUAGUGCCAGAGGAUGAUGGGAAGUCUGCUAGGUUGGAUGAAAAUGUUGAGCUUAGGCAGAGUGUUGACAGUGACGAUGUCGAUGAUGACGGGUCAGUGAGGAAGUCUGUGACAUUCUUUCAGGCCUCACCCAGGGCUAAGACGCUGUCUGUGUACUUCCACAAGCAAUGUGACGUUGUUAGGAAAGUCAUGAAAAAGAAGAGAAAGAUAUAUGGACAGUAUGAUGAAUUUGUAUUUGAUAAUGAGCUAGAAAAUGACAAUACUGAAAAUGGAGGAGCAAGGUUAAAGGAUGAUAUAUGUAUUGGGUCAAGGUCGUUUGAAACUAAGCAGUCUUAUUUGGAAUUUUUGGAUAGAUUUUAUGCCAUUUGCUUCACAAAGGUUGUUGAAAAUGAGUCAGAAUCUGGCAGAACUAAAAUACACCCAAUCCUGAUGCCUUUUGCCAAAGUGAUUAGGGAAUAUGAAUUUGAGACAUUCCUAACCAAGAACGAGGAAAGUUACCAAAAGAAGCCUAGCUCAGUUGUCAUGGCCUCACCCAGAGCCAAGUUCUUCAGAAGUCAGAGUGAGUCCCAAGUUUCUGACACCAAAGACUCCCCAGCUACCCCACAGAGGAAGAGCUUGUUUAGGAGUAACAGUUCUAGCACUGUAGACUCUCCAAAAGCUGGCAUGUCUAGGUUUGUAAGUGAGGGGUCACUGUUUGGAAGGAACAGGCCUCAAGUUUCACCAUCAAGGGUAAAACCUAAUAUGACAGGGAUGGCCUCCAGGUUUUUCCAAUCUGAAGAUGUUCUAUACAGGGAUGCCGCAGAUAGGGAGGAUAUUCACUGGAUUAUGGAUGUGAACUUUGGGCAGCGGUACCUGGCUCUGCAACACUUACUAGACUACCUCCAUCACUGGGCUGGGAAACAGCAUUUACUUGGACUACAUGGCAAGAGUGAUAAGGAAAUCGGUCUGAAACCUACAAUGAGGAUUGAAGUACCCACACAGCUUGUGGUUCUAGGUUUAUGGCUCCUGGAAAAUAAGUACAGCCCUGGAAAAGGAAAGAAAGAUGAAGAAAAAGAAGAACAAAUUUAUGCUGAAAUUGAAGAUCAAGUGGACAAAACACCAAGGACUCCAAGAGAUAACACCAAACAGAAACCUCUGACAACUGUUGAAGAAUUGACUGAGCAUGAUAGUUUCACUCAGGUUUCCAACAUUCCAAGGUCAAGGUCACAUAGUCCUGGUGACCAAAGGUUAAGGGCUCACAGUCCAAGGGCAGAAAGGUCACAAAGGUCAAUGAGUGCAGGAUUUGAUGUAUCGAAAGACCGGGGUGCACAUGACAGAACUCUGGACUAUGUGAGGAGUAUAACAUCUACACAGGAAGAAACAGAACAGAUGAAGACUGCCUACAAGAAAGUCUUAGAUGAUUACAACCAUUCUCAUCUUGGAGAUGACAGUAGUUCCCUGGAAGUUAGCUCCCUGGAGGAGGAGGGUUACGGGCAAAACCUGAAACAGUCUAACUCUCCAUCCAGACGCAGCAGAGCAGGAACCAAAUCUCUCGGAGGCUCUCGGGGUGUCGAGUCAAGCCCAGAGUCUAAGAACAACUCGGCCUUCAACAACACCCUGCAGUUUGAGGGCUCCCCAGACAGGGCCAGUGGCAAACCUCCUCAGACUAGCACUCCCUUGACAGGUAACAGCCCUAGCAGACGUCAGGGUAGGAAACAAGAUGGCCUUCAGUCAGCUGACGUAUCCCACAUCUCCCUGCCUCCUACAGGAUUCACUGCCCAACCCAGACCUGAACACUAUAGAAGUGGGCUGUUAGGUGGAGACCUUGCCCAGACAGCCCCUCCUAUAACUGGAGUCCAGCACGGGGCAGACAACCCUGUCAACAUGGCUGGGAUGGACCUGGCCCAGCAGCUGCAGGCCAUUGUACGAGGAGAACUGCGUAGAAUGAUGGAGGUUCAACAUCAGAGCAUGAUGGCCAUGAUGGGAGCCCUAGAUGGAGACCAGCCUCCUGCUGCUAUGCAACCAGCAGUAUUGACCAAUCAAAGGGCUGCAAGGUCUUUGUCUCCGCAAAGGGGAGAUAACCAGGAGAAUGAGAUUGAGAGAAGAGCAACAAAGGGAAAUAGGUCUAUGAGAGGUGUGCUGGGGGAAUUGCAUAAUCUGCAACAGACAGAAGAAAAGCAGCAAAAGAAGAAGAGACCUAAAUCUCCUCAUGGAAAAGAAAAUGUUGAUUCCCCUUUGAGAGUGUCAGAGUUACGAUCAGGAGAAAAUGUUGAAGUGUACAGGGUAACUCAAAAUGAGCAAGGACCAAACUUUUAUCCUAAUUUUCUGAGAAUCCCUGCAGAGAGAGAUAAAGAGAGUGUAAGAUUUCCACAGAUUCCAAGACAAGCUUGGACUUCCCAGAACAUCUUCCCCCCACCCAGCCAGGGUCCUGUGGAAAUGCCCCUUUUACAAGUGGAUAGGACAGUUCCAGCUCAUAAAUUUCCAGUUAGCCAGCGCAGUCAGUCUUUGCCGAGAUACUUACCAGAUGCUGGGUUCUUCCAAGCCCCACCAUCCCAGGGCCCAGUUGGCAGCCUACAAGGCCAAGCACCAUACAGACCCCCUCAAAGGCCAGCAGAUAGCCCAGACAGUGGUAUAGGGAUCCCUCUCCUUAAACUGCAGAACCAGGAGGAGAGGAAGGGGAGGGCACCACGGUUUGGGGAGUUACUGCCCCCUGACCAGGUGAUUGAGAGUAUGGAAGAAGCAGAGCAGAAGGAGAGAUUACGGGAGAGAUACCUGAGGGAGUUCCACCAGCUACAGUCUGAAAAGGCGACAGAUGACUACAAGAGACUUUUUGGUGAGAAACUGCUUCACCUUGACCUUGAGAGAGCCCAGAAAGAAGAUAGAGUGAGCUCCCCUAGGAAAGCCCAAACACCACGGGCCACACCAAGGAAAUCUCCCAGGAAGACUCCCAGAUCCAUGUCCGAACAUGUGUCAUCAAAAUCCUCAAAGAAAUCAAAGAAAAAGUUGGAUCGGGAAGACGAAGAAAAAGAUGAGGAUACUGACCAACAAAUCAGUGAUCAGCUCUCAGACAAGCAGCCAAUCAGUGAGAGGCUCUCAUCAAGGCACUCGGCAAGGCAUCCAAUAGGAGAAGAGGAGAGUGGAGAAGGUGAAGAGUCAUUGGAUGAGGAUGCUACAGAGGCAGAGUCUGUCACAGAGGAGGAGGGGCCAUUACAUGAUGGAUAUGCCAUGAAAAAAGGUGAGUUUGAGGCAUACCUUGCCCUGGAGAAUGCCCUCAUGAAGACGAAGGACACAAGUGCCCGUAUCCAGCUGAAGACGGCCAUCAGGCUCCAGAGACAGAGGAUGAUGGAGAACUGGAAGAGACCAAAGGUUGACUUUUCCACAAACACAGCAGAGCAGCUUGACAUGGGUACAGAUGCUGAAGAUAUAGCUCCAGAACCUGGCUAUUUCAGAUACUCGGAGAAGGCCACAUCCAUCACUAAAGAUACAGGAGUGGAUCCGAUACAUGAGGCUGUUAUAGAAUACAACCAGAGUCGUCAACCCAACGUCCUACCUCCCGACAUCUACAUGGGACUGAGGUUCAAUGAGCAUGGACAGCAGCCAGGGUCCGACAUCACUGGCCAACAACAGGAUUCCAGAGGUCGUAAUUACCUGAACGUUGUUGACCUGGAUGCCUCUGCCAUCCUACAUGACCUCAGAGAGAGGCCGGAACCUGGCGAACCCCAGCUGGAUGUCUCCAUGUCCCCACAGCAAAUGAGGCUCAGGAAUAGAAUGGCUGAUGAAUCAGUUACAAGAGUAUCAUUUGAGCCUCCAGCUGUGGAGAGGCCCACGCGAGCGGAUGAGCUCACGGUCAGGAUGUUCGACACCUCCGUUCAGGGAGAGGACAGGGUGACACUAGCAGUGAUGCCUCGAGACAGCAUGCCGGACUCCAAAUAUGCCAUCAUGCAGAGACUGCGGGACAUGAACUCCCAGCUUGCUGCCAUUGACCAGAUGUCUAACAACAUUGAGAGGGAGUUCAAGAGCACAAGACUGGCCAUACACACCCUGGAAGAAGUUACCCAUGCCAUGGAGGCUGCACCAAAGCAUGCGUCUGUUGACUUUGAGGAUCAAUUUCCUGAGAGGCUUGUAGAGUCUAGGGCAGAGUCAAGGUCUGAUACAGGCACGCUGACCCCCCAGAGGUCAGCCAAGUCUCCCACCCCAAGUGUAAGAGUCACUGCAAGAUCGACGGCGAGAUCACGGAAAUCCACCAAGGAGGACAGGAAGGAAUUGUCAACAGAGCUGGCCAAGCUGUCAGGUCUGAGUGGUAUCAGUGACAUUAUCGGGGACAUGGUGGCCCAAGGGGAGAUAAAUCUGGAUGAUGUGGGGCUCUCCAGAAGGGAGGCAGACAGGCUUGUACAGAGAGGAAUUAUCAGACAAGAGCAGGCUGAGGACGCCCGCAUGAGCUUGGAUUCCAUCAAGAAGAUGGCAGACACGGCGGGACGGGAAGGGUCUAGGAACAAGGAGGAGUUGCGACAGUGGACGGCACAGAAGCGCCACAAGCUGACUGAGGAGUACCGCCGGCAUGUUGAGGAAUUGCGGGAACGCGAGAUUCGCCCAUUUAGGCCUGCGCAUGAUACCACAUUUGACCAGUCAAUGACCUUGAAUGAUCAUAAGGCGCGUGAAGAUUCCAGGAAGGUUUCCAGACAGGCAAACAUGUCACGCCGUAUGGACGAGGCCCAGCACCUCCUGGGAGACAUCCUCACGGAGAAGCCCAAUCUCCCGCCCGACAUACCAACCCGUGAGGUGUCGCCCAAACGCAGGCCCAACAAGGAUCGGUCCCCCAUCAGUGUGCGGGAUAGGACACCUGUUCGGAAGCCAGCAUCUGUCAAAAGAGAUGUUACACCGACGCGUGCCAAAAAGGGAAUACUGAAAACCAGAGAUGUCAGUCCACCGUUCAUGCCUGACUUCAGCCAAGCAAUGGAGGGGUAUGACAGUUAUGAACUUGAUCUUGAAUAUGACCAACAAGUCCCUGACCAAGCGCCAUGGCAACCAGAACCUAGGGAAAUCAUUGCACCACCACCCAGGGCAGAGGAGAGGCCAAUUAAAGGCCAAGGAAAGGUUCCUUCUGUAAUGAAGGUGCCUGGUGUUGUGCCAAAAUUAAAACUGGGCCUGGAGGAUGUGGAUGAGGAAGAGCCACUUCGUCUUCAACAGACGGGAGAUACUAGUGGAGAUCUGACAGAGUACUGCAGGGCGAUGCAAGAUAUGGAUGUAUCCAUAAGCCAGGAUGCAAGCAGGGAGGCACCUAAACAUGCCCCUACCCGCAUUGAACAACCACCUUCCCCCACCCCCUCACCACAGAAGACGUACAAGGUGAAACCAUUCACAGAAAUUGUGCGUUUGCAGAGGCCGGAGCGGACAAGGAAACAGCCUGACAAGCUGGCGAUGGAGUAUGUGGCCCGACAGAGAACGGCCAGCAGGAUGGACUCAUCUAGAAGUUCCGUGAGAACUGAGUUGACUCAGCGGGACAGAGAGAUGAUACAUGGAUCAAAGAGGCUACCACAGAAGAAGCCCACAGAGACUGGCCCUCGCCGUGUCAAGACGUACGCUGAACGCCUGCAGGAGAUGAAAUCUGGAGAGAAAUACUCCACACCUGUCGCUCCAAAAUCUCAAUAUGGCUCUUCCAUUGCAAGCACCUCUGCGCGACCCACAUCGCGACCUGUUAGACCCAAACACAAGCCGAUGACCUAUGUGGAACAGCUUCAGAAACUCAACGAGGGCCACCACAAGCCUAGAGUGGGUAUGGAGACAACAGUGAUCCGGAAGCCCAUGAUCCGCUCCCACAAGCCGCCCCACAAAGCAAAAACCUAUGCCCAACAGCUGCAGGAGCUUCAACCCACCAAAACAUUCACUGGUCCUCCGAGCAAGAGGAUGCACAAGCAGACCGGUGCCCGUCAGCGUCCGUACAAGGAUCCCUAUACCCCUGUGGGCCCCGAGGACUUUGACCAGCUGGAGGCCGCCUCUGUGGUCAGUGGCUGGUCUAUGAGCGAUGACGUCCGCCACAUCCUGUAUAAUGAUGUUGACAGCUCAAUUGCUGUUGGCCAGUCAGCGUCUUAUGCUCCAUCAGAGCAGAUUUCUGAUUACUACGAUGUUGUCAUGGACAAUGAUCGCAUGGAAGAUGACUACACAGCUUCUGUUGACAUUGAUGACCUCGUUCAGAUAGCCGACCAGGGAUCUGUUUCGUCUGGAAGUAUGAUGAGCUUCAUUGACUGGGAUCAGGUCGAUGACCUUAUUAAUGAUGUCAGAUAAAGCUCCUAUGUGAUAUGGAAUGAAAAUCAUCUGUGUGAUAUCGUAAAACAAACGACUGAGUGAUAUACAUAAACAAGCAUUUGAGAGAUUUUUAACAUAGGUCAUCUUUAUAUUAAAGGAACUAGACACCAGAUGAUCCCCAAAUUGGCAAAUACAGUAUUACCUCAAAACAAGCGUAGAAUUGUCAAUCUGAGCUAGUAGAAGGCUGAUAAUACAUUAAUUUACAUGAUUAAAAGAAUAAACGCAACAAUCAUGUUGCUGUCUCAUCUGAGUUUCCCUGUUUAAUAAUAGUGCACAAUGGUUUCCAAGUUUCAAAUCAUAUCUGUUUAUGAGUACGGAUAAAUAUAUUGAUGCUAGUUUUAAACUUACCUGAAUUUACGUGGUAGACAAUCCAAGUAAAUUUUGUAUUGGAAUAAUGCGCAAAACUGGGAAAGAUGCAUGUGUCGUUAAGGAUGUGAUACAUCAGUGAGGACGAUUCAAUGCGUUGUACACAAUGAUGUCAAUUUUAUGUAAGUUUUUAACAUUUUUCUUUUUGUCUUGCAAUUGUAUCAUCUGGUGUCUAGUCCCUUUAAGCUUAAAACAUGAGAGACUAUCUAAAGUAUAUAUCAAGCUAUUAAGUAUUAUGGUUGUGUCAACAAAAAUUAAUAUAAUUAUGAUCAUGUUUAAACACAACAUUCAGUUCAAGUCUGAAAGACGUGAACAUUGAAAAAAAAAAUGUAUCAGUGGUAAGAAGACCACAUGUAUAUGACUUUUAGCGUUGGCCUUGAGAAGCUUGUGAUAGAUUCAUAAGUCUUUAUAUUUCAUCGUGUAUAAUGUGUCCUGUGAUAAUGUUAAAGAUAUGUGUAUCCUUUGUGUUGACUCGUAUAUAAUUUAUAUUUUUAAGCAUGAAAUAAUAGAGAUAGCAAACCAUGUAUAUUUGCAUUUGUAUUUAUUUUCUUGUAGUUAACACAUGUCAUGAGUUAUUUUACAUGAAUGACAUGUUAGUUGUUUGUAGCGUGAACUAUUUUAGUGAUAUAAUAAUAAAUUAUCGGUCCAGUA
Messenger RNA from Mya arenaria, 12535 nucleotides. RefSeq names its product ciliogenesis and planar polarity effector 1-like. The transcript has 46 exons. The record is from RefSeq and is a predicted model, not a curated record. NCBI's taxonomy places the organism in Eukaryota, Metazoa, Mollusca, Bivalvia, Myida, Myidae. The coding region runs from base 89 to 11497 and encodes 3802 amino acids.